AUGGAAAAUAUAUCGGUAAAUCUGAAUGCACCCCCAAGUUCAGCAUCGUCGGAUAGCGACGCAAGUGAACCGAAGGAGUGCGAAACGCUAGAUCUCAACGUUGGAGUCCAUUCGAGCGACAGUGGCUAUGAAGUGGAAACACAACCGGACUGCUGCCCGGCCUCGCCGGCCACGGUACCGUCGAAAACGACACGUUCGAACUCGUUCGGAUCGCAGCUUCGCUCACCGAAACCCCGGCGCCAGCGAACAACGUCGGUGAAUCAGAACACCAUCAACUCGAAUGAGGCGAUAAUUCGGUCCAACAAUCGCACAAUCUACACAGCCGGUCGUCCACCGUGGUACAAUUGUGCUGGGCAGCAGGUGGAACCGUUCGUGAUAGGUAUCUGCGGCGGUAGCGCGUCGGGUAAAACAACCGUUGCACAGAAGAUCAUCGAAAGCUUGGACGUGCCGUGGGUAACGCUACUAUCCAUGGAUUGUUUCUACAAAAUACUGAACGACAAACAGCACGAACAGGCGAAUCGGAACGAGUACAACUUUGAUCAUCCGGACGCAUUUGAUCUGGACUUGAUGAAAGAUGUGCUACAGCGGCUCAAGGAGGGCCGGAAGGUCGAAGUGCCGGUGUACAAUUUUGUUACCCAUUCGAGAGAAAUACACACGAAAACAAUGUACGGUGCGAAUGUAAUCAUUUUCGAAGGCAUCCUAACGUUCCAUAGCAAGGAAAUCCUUAAGAUGCUGGACAUGAAAAUUUUCGUCGAUACAGAUGCGGACAUUCGACUGGGGCGACGACUUAAGCGAGAUAUCAUGCAGCGUGGCCGUGAUUUGGAGGGUGUGCUGAAACAAUAUUCUACCAUGGUGAAACCUGCGUAUAGUUGCUACAUCGCCCCUACCAUGGCACACGCCGACAUCAUAGUGCCACGCGGAUCGAGUAACAUUGUUGCCAUUCAGCUAAUUGUGCAACACGUGCACACUCAGUUGCAGUUACGAGGAUUCAAGCUGCGGGAAGCAUUAGCGCAUUCCUAUAUUGGACAACCGAUGCCGGAUUCGCUCAAGUUGCUUCCAACCACGCCGCAGAUUAAAGGUCUCCACACGUUCAUACGAAAUGCCAACACAGCGCGUGAUGAGUUCAUUUUCUACUCGAAGCGUUUGAUUCGUCUAGUGCUGGAGUAUGCGCUGAGUCUUUUACCUUUCCGAGGGGUGGAGGUGGAAACGCCUCAGAAUAUGCCGUACAAGGGCAAACGUAUGGCGUGUCAGAAAAUCUGUGGCGUAUCAAUUUUGCGCGCAGGAGAAACUAUGGAGCAAGCAGUAAGCGAUGUGUGCAAGCACAUUCGCAUUGGAAAGAUUCUAAUUCAAACGAAUCAGCUUACGGGAGAACCAGAGCUUUACUAUCUGCGUCUACCGAAGGACAUAAAAGACUAUCGGGUAGUGUUGAUGGAUGCGACAGUUGCGACAGGGGCUGCAGCUAUAAUGGCCAUUCGGGUGCUGCUAGAUCACGAUGUACCCGAGGAGAACAUUAUGCUCGUGUCUUUGCUGAUGGCAGAAAUCGGCGUCCAUUCAAUAGCGUAUGCGUUUCCCAAAGUGCAGAUAGUAACGUCUGCGCUUGAUCCGGAGAUAAACGAGAAGUUUUACGUCAUACCCGGUAUUGGCAAUUUCGGUGAUCGUUAUUUUGGCACCGAGCCAACCGAACCGUCAUCGCUAUAUGAAUAG
Messenger RNA from Anopheles marshallii, 1704 nucleotides. Its product is annotated as uridine-cytidine kinase-like 1. The transcript has 7 exons. The coding region runs from base 1 to 1704 and encodes 567 amino acids. Gene Ontology annotation, molecular function: ATP binding; kinase activity. Gene Ontology annotation, cellular component: cytoplasm. The record is from RefSeq and is a predicted model, not a curated record. Lineage: Eukaryota; Metazoa; Arthropoda; Insecta; Diptera; Culicidae.